AUGCUGCCUGUCAAGUUCGCCUCCUUCCUCAGCGCCUCGCUGCUGCUAUUGAGCGAAAACAGCCCACAAGCAAUGGCGGGAACUACCGUAAAAUAUACUGCAAAACUUGGCACCACUGUCGAAUGCCUCAGCGAAGUCAACACUGCCCGUGAGGCAGCUGCAUUGGCCCACUUCACUGAAGCAUCAACUACAGAAAACAAAAUAUCUGCACCUGCAGGGACAGAGCUUUCUGAGGGCGAAUGGAAAAAACUUUGUCAAUAUUUGGUACCAGAACCGCCUCAAGAAGAAAGCGUCCUAACGUCUGUAGAGCCCUUCAAGGAUGGAACCUAUGCUUUCAAAUCGCUGACUGCCGAGAAACCCAACUGCAGCGAAACUGUCGAUUACUGGAAGGCAGCCUACAAAAACUUCGCUGGACUGCCUCCGCCAAAAACUGAAGACUCAGACCUAUACAGCAAACAAGAUAACGUCUCUUUUGUAGCUCUGUAUAACCCUUCAUCUAAUGCCACAGCAGACUGCCGAGUCGUUACAUGCACUCAAACAAUUACCUCUCCUUCACUUCCUGCAGCUCCGCAAGUUGAUGAGGACGACGGAGCCAACGCCGGAACCAAAACAAAUGGCUAUGCGUUGCUUUGCAAGACGGUGCCUGAUGCUUUUGGAAGUGGUAACACUCCUCCAUUCACGGAAGAGCAGUGGAACAAGAUCAAAUCUUCUCUCACAGGCUCCGCGUCAAUAGCAGCUCCAAGCCUAGUUGCUCUUGCCAUUGUGGCAUUCGGCAUUACGGCUCUAUGA
This is a messenger RNA of Eimeria necatrix, 789 nucleotides long. RefSeq names its product SAG family member. The record is from RefSeq and is a predicted model, not a curated record. The transcript is spliced from 4 exons. NCBI's taxonomy places the organism in Eukaryota, Apicomplexa, Conoidasida, Eucoccidiorida, Eimeriidae. The coding region runs from base 1 to 789 and encodes 262 amino acids.